Messenger RNA from Carassius carassius (crucian carp), 4903 nucleotides. Its product is annotated as importin-13-like. Bases 305 to 3166 code for a protein of 953 amino acids. The transcript is spliced from 21 exons. Lineage: Eukaryota; Metazoa; Chordata; Actinopteri; Cypriniformes; Cyprinidae. Gene Ontology annotation, cellular component: cytoplasm; nuclear membrane. The record is from RefSeq and is a predicted model, not a curated record. Gene Ontology annotation, molecular function: small GTPase binding. Gene Ontology annotation, biological process: protein import into nucleus.
GACCGACGAGAGCGGGAGAGGGAGGGCACGCGCACACUGGAUCACCGCGACCGGACAGAGACCCUCAGACGCACAUAUGUGACAAACGGUCAUGUUUAACGUUCAACUGAGAUACGAAAGGGGUUUUAUCAUGAGCGAAAUAUGAGAAUUAGAAACAUGAGCUUGCGCGCACCGGCCUGAUCGCUCGCCGGACCGAUUCAAAUUCACCUCAGUGAGCUAAAUCAGCAAAUAUUAUCACAAUUAACUUAUAUUAAUAACCAGUACAUCUAUAAAGCGUAAGGCAGCACAUUGUGUUCAAGAGACGAUGGAUCCGGACACAGCCGCAGACUUCACCGUGGAAAACGUGGAAAAGGCCCUGCAUCAGCUCUAUUAUGAUCCCAACAUUGAGAAUAAGAAUCUGGCUCAGAAAUGGCUGAUGCAGGCUCAAGUGUCUCCUCAGGCCUGGCAGUUCUGUUGGGUUUUACUGAGACCAGAGAAGGUUCCAGAGAUCCAAUACUUCGGUGCCAGCGCCCUUCACACCAAGAUUUCUCGCUACUGGAGCGACAUUCCAACCGAGCAGUACAGUACGCUCAAAACACAGCUGUUUUCUCAGAUCGCUCGCUUCGCCUCCGGCUCUAAGAUCGUCUUGACCCGCCUGUGCGUGGCUCUGGCGUCCCUCUCCCUCAACAUGAUGCCCGAGGCGUGGCCGGGGGCAGUGUCAGAGAUGGUGCACAUGUUUCAGGAGGAAGGAGGCGAGGUGGAUGGACGCGCGCGAUGUUUGGCUCUCUUGGAGCUCCUCACGGUUCUCCCGGAGGAGUUCCAGACCAGCCGGCUGCCGCAGUACCGUAAGGGACAGGUGCGGGGCGCUCUGGGCCGUGAGUGGACAGCCGUUUACCCGCUCCUACAGCAGCUGUUACGGCAGCCGGACUCUCCGCCGCUGGUGAAGGCCCGUGUGCUCAAGUGUCUGUCGAGCUGGGUUCUGCUGGACGUUCCUCUGAACGAGAGCGAGGGUUUGGUCGAGGCCAGUUUCACGGCUCUGUCGGAUCCGGAGCUGUUCGAUACGGCUGUGGAGGCCAUCGUCAACACCAUCUCACAGCCCGACUCACAGAGGUACGUGGACACUCUCCUGAAGUUGGUGCCGCAUGUGUUACAGCUACAGGAACAGUUACGAGACGCCAUAAGGAAUGGAGACAUGGAAACGUCACAUGGCAUCUGUCGAAUUGCAGUCUCUCUGGGAGAGAAUCAUUCAAGAGCUCUGUUGGAGCAGGUGGAGCACUGGCAGAGUUUUCUGGCUCUUGUGAAUAUGAUCAUGUUCUGCACGGGCAUCCCUGGUCACUACCCCGUCAACGAGACCACCAGCUCUCUCACACUCACCUUCUGGUACACACUACAGGAUGACAUCAUGUCGUUCGAGGCAGAGAAGCAGGCCGUCUAUCUGCAGGUCUACAGGCCCGUGUAUUUCCAGCUCGUAGACGUUCUGCUGCACAAAGCGCAGUUCCCUACGGACGAGGAGUAUGCUUCCUGGUCAUCAGACGAGAAGGAGCAGUUCAGGAUCUACAGGGUGGAUAUAUCCGACACACUAAUGUAUGUCUAUGAGAUGCUGGGAGCCGAAUUACUCAGUAACCUGUAUGACAAACUGGGGCGACUCCUCACCAACACAGAGCAAACAACAACAUGGCAGCAUAUAGAAGCGCUGUUGUACGGAUUCCAGUCCAUCGCCGAAACGAUAGAUGUGAAUUAUUCCGACGUCAUCCCAGGGCUCAUCGGCCUCAUUCCAAGAAUCAACAUAAACAACGUCCAGCUGGCCGACACGGUCAUGUUCACAAUCGGAGCGUUGGCAGAAUGGUUGGCGGAUCAUCCAGUGAUGCUGAGCAGUGUUCUUCCACUGGUUUUGCAAGCAUUGGGCAAUCCAGAUCUGUCUGUUUCCAGCGUCUCCACACUAAAGAAGAUCUGCAGAGAGUGCAAAUAUGACCUGCCCCCAUAUGCCACCAAUAUAGUCGCUGUUUCACAGGAAGUGCUUAUUAAACAGAUCCACAAGACGAGUCAGUGUAUGUGGUUGAUGCAGGCUCUGGGCUUUCUUUUGUCUGCGCUGCCGGUGGAGGAGAUCUUGAGGAACCUUCACUCUCUGAUCACCCCAUACAUCCAACAACUGGAGAAACUAGCAGGGGAGACGCCGAACCCUUCGAAUAAACUGGCCAUUAUUCACAUCCUCGGUCUGCUGUCCAAUCUCUUCACCACACUUGACAUCACCAAACAGGAGGAGGAGUCAGGAGAGAAAGCCCCGCCCAUCAAAUCAGCCCCGCCCCAGACAGGCCCCAACCCUGUAGUGGUGGUGCUCCAGCAGGUCUUUGCACUGAUACAGACGGUCCUCAGUAAAUGGCUGAAUGACUCGCAGGUUGUGGAGGCGGUGUGUGCCAUCUUUGAGAAGUCUGUGAAAACACUCCUGCAUGAUUUUGCCCCCAUGGUGUCUCAGCUGAGUGAGAUGCUGGGGCAGAUGUACAGUACUAUACCGCAGGCAUCUGCACUGGAUUUAACACGCCAGAUGGUCCACAUAUUUGCCAGUCAAACGAAUGAUUUCCCCCCAAUCAAAGCGCUGUUUGAAUUGGUCAAUUCUGUUACACUGACCAUCUUCCAGCAAGGGCCCAGGGAUCAUCCUGAUAUUGUUGAUUCAUUUAUGCAACUCCAAGCUCAGGCCCUCAAACGGAAGCCCGAUUUAUUCUUAUCAGAGAGUCUUGAUGUGAAAGCAGUGUUUCACUGUGGAGUGCUGUCACUGAAAUUCCCAGAAGCCCCGACAGUCAAAUCUACCUGCCUUUUCUUUACAGAACUAAUAUCACACUGCGCAGACAUUCCUCCUGUUGGUCAGGUCGUGCAGGAAGAUGGUAAACUUCUCCUGUUGGCUGUGUUGGAGGCCAUCGGUGGUCAGUCGUCCCGCGGUCUGAUGGACCAGUUUGCAGAGGUGCUCUUCUGUCUGAACAAGCAUUGCUUCGCUCUGCUGACGGUGUGGCUCAAAGAAGCUCUGCGCUCACCGGGCUUCCCAUCCUCGCGUGUCUCUGACGAGCAGAAAGACACGUUCAGCCAACAGGUGCUCCGGGAGCGAGUGAAUAAGCGUCGAGUCAAAGACAUUGUGAAGGAGUUCACCCUGGUGUGCCGUGGCCUUUACGGAACUGAAUACGCCGCGGGCUACUGAUCCGCCGCUCGUACAGACACAGAGUGAGAGGAAACCCAAAAACAGCAACUCCCAGAAGCCCUCACUGUGAUGCGAAUGACACCAUCUCAGAACUGACCAUCUGAGAGUCGGGAUCUUCCUCCAACUUGUCCUCGCUCUCUCUUUCUCUCUCUCGUCCUCGCUCUCUCUUUCUCUCUCUCUCUCUCUCUCUCUCUCUCUCUCUCUCUCUCAACCACUCUCUCAUUGGAUUUUGGGGUGUCUGUAGGGUGUUCUGAAUGGGCGACAUCUCCGCUCCCCACAUCUCACAGCAUGUCCGCUGUAAACCGUUCUUUGAUUCUCCCACGUUUGAUCUUCCGUGGCUCUUGGGCUGUUUUGCUUGUGAUGAUUUGCAUCCUCUUGAACAAAGAAAUAGUGUUAGUUGAAUGUUUUUUAUUUUUAUUUUGAAGAUACUGAAAUAAAUAAUAUAUAUAAAUACACAUAAUCUAGUAAACUGUAGGGUGACUAGUCCGUGUGCUGCUAGCAGAGAGAGGGACCAAUACAGACUGAUUUUUUUCUGUGGCUUUAGAUCUGUCCUCUAUAUCUCUGUCUGUUUAACCUCUAACGAUCGUUUCUGCCAAAAUGUUGUGGACAUUUUUUAAACUAUAAUAUAUAUAUAUAUUGAAAGUUAGCAGCAUAUUUGGUGACUAGUAGAUACUGGGUGUUACGCAAUGAAUAAGAGAGAGAGCGAAGCACUAAGAUAGUUCACUCCAAAAAAUUUAAUUGUCAUCAUUUACCCAACAUCAUGAUGUUCCUAACCUGUAAAUGUUUCUUUAGAAAUUCUUCUUUGUGUUUCAUUAAAGGAACGUACCUGCAUACAGAUAAUGGUCCCAGCAUGCAUAUGACCUAUAUUUGAAAAUUUAUUAAAGGAAUGGUUCGCACAAAAUUGCUAAAAAAUAAAAUGUACUGAAUAUCUACUCCCCAUCAGGCCAUCCAAGUUGCACAUGAAUUUGUUUCUUCACAGGAACAGAUUUGGAGAAAUGUAGCAUUGUAUCACUUCCUCUGCAGUGAAUGGGUGCCAUCAGAAUGAGAGUCCAAACAGCUGAUAAAAACAUCACAAUAAUCCACAAGUAAUUCACAUCACUCCAGUCCAUCAUUAAAUGACUUUUGAAGUGAAAAGCUGCAUUAUUGUGAGGAACAAAUCCAUCAAGGCAUUUUUAACUUUAAACUUUUGUUUCCUCUAUAUUGUUUCCUCAGAUCAAGCACCGUUUAAGUAAAAACACUCAAAUAUUUUGUUGGGUUAUUAUGGAUUAAGGGCUAGUAUUUUGGUAAGAAGCAGCAGUUUAAUGUUUAAUGUAAAGUAUCUAAACAUGCAGCUUUUUGCUUCACAAGUUAUUAAAUGAUAGACUGGAGUGGUGUGGAUUACUUUGAUUAUUGUGAUGUUUUUAUCAGUUGUUUGGAACCAAACUCAUGUGUAUCUGCUUAAGGGUGAGUACAUUUUCAGCAAAUUAGCAUUUUUCCAAUUAACUAUUGCUGUAAACACAUAUCACAUUUCUCUCUCUCUUUUUCGUUUCCGCCCAGCUCCUUGCCGACAUGUAGCAUGUGUGUUGCGUUACAUAGGGGCCCAGAAUGUGUCAUAAUCCAUGGACGAGGGCUGUUCUAUCAUGUUCGUUUACCAGUGAGUCACAGAGUGAGAACACAGGGAGAGACAGAGACAAAUGUACAUUAGGUUUUUUCUUUUUUGUACCUUGUUUUAAUUUAUUAAAUACAUCUGAGAUGGCA